AUGCCCGGCGGGAAGAGGGGGCUGGUGGCGCCGCAGAACACCUUCCUGGAGAACAUCGUCCGGAGGUCCAGCGAGACCAGCUUCCUCCUGGGAAACGCUCAGAUCGUGGAGUGGCCUGUGGUCUACAGCAAUGACGGCUUCUGCAAGCUGUCGGGCUUCCACAGAGCUGAGGUCAUGCAGAAGAGCAGCACCUGCAGUUUUAUGUACGGAGAGCGGACGGACAAGAAGACCAUCGAUAACGUCCGACAGACGUUUGACAACUAUGAGUCCAAGUGCUUCGAAAUCCUGCUGUACAGAAAGAACAGAAGUCCGGUGUGGUUCUACAUGCAGGUGGCUCCGAUCCGGAAUGAGAACGAUAAGGUGGUUCUGUUCCUCUGCACCUUUAAGGACAUCACGCUCUUCAAGCAGCCCAUCGAAGACGAAACCACCAAAGGAUGGACAAAGUUUGCUCGACUCACUCGAGCUCUCACCAACAACCGCAACACCAUGCAGCAGCUGGCCCCCAUGGGCAAACAUGAGGUCAGCCACAAGCAGUCCAGACUGGCUGAGGUUCUGCAGCUAAACUCCGACAUCCUCCCCCAGUACAAGCAGGAAGCUCCCAAGACCCCCCCUCACAUCAUCCUUCACUACUGCACCUUCAAGACCACCUGGGACUGGGUGAUCCUCAUCCUGACCUUCUACACGGCCAUCAUGGUGCCCUACAAUGUCUCCUUCAAGACCAAGCAGAACAACAUCGUUUGGCUGGUGCUGGACAGCGUGGUGGACGUCAUCUUCCUGGUGGACAUCGUCCUCAACUUCCACACCACCUUCGUGGGUCCAGGCGGAGAAGUGAUCUCUGAUCCCAAACUGAUCCGUAUGAACUACCUGAAGACCUGGUUCGUCAUUGACCUGCUGUCCUGUCUGCCGUAUGACAUCAUCAACGCUUUCGAGAAUGUGGACGAGGGCAUCAGCAGCCUGUUCAGCUCUCUGAAGGUGGUCCGUCUGCUUCGCUUGGGUCGGGUUGCCAGGAAACUGGACCACUACCUGGAGUACGGCGCUGCGGUGCUGGUCCUGUUGGUCUGCGUCUUUGGACUGGUGGCCCACUGGCUGGCCUGUAUCUGGUACAGCAUUGGAGAUUAUGAGGUCAUUGAUGAGGCCACCAACACCGUAAAAAUGGACAGCUGGCUCUACCAGCUGGCGAUGAGCAUCGGGUCACCGUACAGAUACAACGCCAGCGGGUCGGGCCAAUGGGAGGGCGGGCCUGGGAAGGACUCUCUUUACAUCACCUCUCUAUAUUUCACCAUGACCAGCCUGACCACCAUCGGCUUCGGGAACAUCGCUCCCACCACGGAUGGAGAGAAGAUCUUCUCUGUGGCCAUGAUGAUGGUGGGAUCUCUUCUUUAUGCCACCAUCUUUGGAAACGUCACAACCAUCUUCCAGCAGAUGUACGCCAACACCAACCGCUACCACGAGAUGCUCAACAACGUCCGGGACUUCCUGAAGCUGUACCAGGUUCCCAAGGGCCUGAGUGAGCGAGUCAUGGACUACAUCGUCUCUACCUGGUCUAUGUCCAAAGGCAUUGACACAGAAAAGGUCUUGUCCAUUUGUCCUAAAGACAUGCGGGCGGACAUCUGUGUCCAUCUCAACAGGAAGGUGUUCAACGAACAUCCGGCCUUCAGGUUGGCCAGCGAUGGCUGCCUGCGCUCGCUGGCUGUGGAGUUCCAGACCACCCAUUGUGCUCCAGGAGACCUGAUCUACCACUCCGGGGAGAGCGUGGACACCCUCUGCUUCGUGGUGUCGGGGUCACUGGAGGUCAUUCAGGAUGAUGAAGUCAUCGCCAUCUUAGGUAAAGGUGAUGUGUUCGGAGACGUGUUCUGGAAGGAAACCACGUUAGCUCAUGCCUGCGCUAACGUCAGAGCGCUGACUUACUGCGACCUGCACGUCAUCAGGAGGGACGCCUUGCUCAAAGUCCUGGACUUCUACACGGCCUUCGCCAAUUCCUUCUCCCGCAACCUCAUCCUCACCUGCAACCUGCGCAAAAGGAUUAUUUUCCGUAAAAUCAGCGAUGUGAAGAAGGAGGAAGAGGAGCGUGAGCGAGCGAAGAACGAGGUGCAGAUCACCAUCCCUCAGGACCACCCAGUCCGUAAACUCUUCCAGAAGUUCAAGCAGCAGAAGGAGCUCCGCAGCCAGGGUGCUGCAGCUGCUUCCCAGCUGGACCUGGAGAAGAACCAGCAGAAACACCAGCACCUUCACCCCCAAACUCUGCAGCUAAGCCCCCCUGGCCUGCAGCACUCCCUGCCUCUUAACCUUCACAGAACCCACGAGUCCCUGCAGAAUGGAGCCCCGCCCAGUAGCCGCGUUCUGACCGUGUCGCAGGUCACGCCCCUCCAGAGUUCCCAGGUCUACAGCCAACCUGCUGAGGCUCCUGCCAAGCAGAACAACUGUGACCUGAUGGAGCUGCAGCCCAGUCCUGCUGGAGGAGGACCAGAUCCUGUCAGAACCAAAACCAGCACCAGUCCUGGGCUAGGAAAGCCUGCUGUCAGGCCUAGUGGAUGGAUGCGUCUGAAAAACAACAUGGCUCCAGUGGAGAAUAGGAAAGAGGGGCUAAACAACAACGUCAAGGCCAUUUCUGUAGAGAUGCUGUCUCAGGAGGUCAAAGGUCACACAGCAGGAGGGGUGGGGGGUGCAGGAGGGGUGGUAGGUACCAACCCUCUCCGUAAAACAGACUCGUGCGACAGCGGCAUCACUAAGAGCGAGUUACGGAUCGACCAGGCCGGUGAGGUGAGGACGCCCGCAGCCGUCACCCUCCUCCUUCACAGCCCCCUCCCUGGAGGGGCGGAGUCUCCUCACCCCUUCUGUUCCAUGUCAGAGCAGGCCCUACAGGCAGUGCUGCUUGAGACUCGGCUGGAGCUCCAGGGGGACAUUCAGACUCUGGGGGGCCGUCUGGGGGUCUUGGAGAGUCAGGUAGCUGAAAUCCUCAAACUGUUGUCGGACUCGAGGCAUCCGCCUAUUGGGGCUCUGCCCCCCUCCAGCACACCCAAAACCAAAAUCCAGCGCCAGGACAUUUUCACCGUAUCCAGACCUGUUUCCCCCGACACAGAGAAGGACAAUGGGCCUUGA
Molecule: messenger RNA, 3099 nt
Organism: Nematolebias whitei (Rio pearlfish)
Lineage: Eukaryota; Metazoa; Chordata; Actinopteri; Cyprinodontiformes; Rivulidae
Gene: kcnh5b
Product: potassium voltage-gated channel, subfamily H (eag-related), member 5b
Exons: 13
Coding region: 1-3099 (1032 amino acids)
Biological process (GO): regulation of membrane potential; potassium ion transmembrane transport
Cellular component (GO): membrane
Molecular function (GO): voltage-gated potassium channel activity
Source: RefSeq, a predicted model, not a curated record